Anarrhichthys ocellatus (wolf-eel) is the source of this 1766-nucleotide messenger RNA. It is a transcript of the gene r3hcc1, whose product is annotated as R3H domain and coiled-coil containing 1. Gene Ontology annotation, molecular function: nucleic acid binding. Lineage: Eukaryota; Metazoa; Chordata; Actinopteri; Perciformes; Anarhichadidae. The coding region runs from base 194 to 1387 and encodes 397 amino acids. The record is from RefSeq and is a predicted model, not a curated record. The transcript is spliced from 9 exons.
GCUUCCGGUAGAGAAAUAGUAAAGGCAACUGUGAUCUACUGCUGCUACUUGUGACUUCUUUAACGCUACGUGAACAGCAUCUCACUGAAACAAGUCACAAUAAUAAAUCACACUUUAACCACGACGGACCCGUCCCUCUCUGGCCACCCUGGCGUUUGCUUGUAUCGAUGGCAUCUACCUCCCAAAGCAGGAGAUGGUGUUCCUGCAUCACGUCAACGAUGAGCUGGAAGCAUACCAACAGAAGAGCAACCACAAGAGUGUGCUCCUGUUCCCCCCUCUACCGAGCAGACUGCGAUACCUGAUCCACAGGACCAUAGAGGACCUGCCAGAGCUCACCACCUUCUCAGUAGGGGACAGCUGGUGCCGUCGGGUGGUGGUCUGCCAUUCUGAGCUAAGGGGUGUGGAAGAGGAAGUCAGUGACGGGGAGAGCAACAACAGCUUUUGUGAACAGCCCCUAAGAAACAGGAAGGAGAAAGGUGGCAACGCCAAGCGUAAAUCUUCUAUCCCAUCGCGAGGCCGAGGACCCAAGAGGCCGGACAAACCUCUUUACAUGCCACGAGCUGCUCGGGAGAGACUCUCCUUACAAAAUGAAGCGUCAGGAGAUCCAGGGUUGCCCAGUCCAGCCUCUAGUAGCUGUAGCUGCGUUGGCAGCUCAUGCGACUCUUGUUUCUCUCCCGAAACAACAGAAAAAACAAAGUCCCCGACCACAUCCAGCGAGGAGUGUGUCCUCAGUGCAGUGGAGUGUAUCCCUAACCAUGUUGCCGACAGUUCAGCAGUUUGUGAAGAGAAACCAAAGUUGUUGCUGACGCCGAAUGAAGCUGAGCCCCUAGUCUGGCAACAGACGGUGUCCUGCUUCAACGACAUGAGUCUGGAGGACGAUGAGAAGGGCGAGGGAGACGUAUGCACAGACACAGACGAUGUAACUGAAGAGAUCAAGACACGUCUGAAAGAGCCGGAGACCAUUUCCAUUGAGCACGUUCACAAUGACUACUCCUUUUAUGAGAAUGUGGGUUACAGCCUGGAAAGGUUUUGCCACGUCAUCGAGAUCUAUGACUUCCCAGUUUGUUUCAAGACAGAUGACCUCCUGGAUGCUUUUACAGACCACAGUGAUGGUGGAAUGAAGAUCGAGUGGGUUGACGACACACAUGCCCUGGGGGUUUUCUCCAACGAGACGGCAGCAAUCCAGGCACUCUCCAUUUGCCAUCCACUGCUGAAGGCAAGAGCGUUGAAUGAAGCGAGUAUAAAAGCCAAAGGAAAGGCCAGCAGACGAGCAGAGUCUAUCCAGCCAGUAAAGGAGCGUCCUCGGACAGACUGUGCUGUUGCCAAGCGGAUGGUGACCAGAGCCCUGGGGAUGCAGGGACGAGGCACAAGAGGGCAGCGAUAUUGAAGGGAAUCGCAAACACUGUCGGCUUAAACAGAAAGGUCCAGCGGAGGUGUCUGCCUCCAUUCAUCGGGCCUCUAGAGGCUCCACAGUGGCCACAAACAGCCAGCUGAUGAAGAAGAGUAUGACUACCGUCCAAGCACCGUUUUCCUGCUUCCCUGGUUGGUACAGCAGGUUUGCAUGGUGACGAAUGGGACGGGCAAGAGUUGACUGCCUCACAUCAGCAACAUCCACACUGCCGACGUGUUCCUUGAGUGAAUCACAACCAGCCUCACAGUCUCAAAGUUGCUGCUCUAAAGCUGAACCUGACCCCUUUUGGACAUUAUUGAUGUGGUUCCAGUUGUUCACUGUUAAGAUCAAUAAAGAAAGUAGAGUCCAAUGCAAA